CAUUUCAUAAUAAAUAAUAAUAAUAAUAAUAAUAAAUUGACAUUUUAACAUCUGCUAUGUGUUCUCAAAACGGCCAUCUCAGCACUGUUCGGUUCAGCACUGAUGGAACGUCCAACUGUUUCAUCAUGGCCCCCCUGCCAGUGCAAAUGCAGUCUUAAAUAAAACCGCACAAUCAUUAAUCUUAUGAUGAUCUAGCUUGCUAAAAUUUCACUCUUCAUUAGAGCUAAAUCAAUAAAUUUUUUUGUCAGGAUUUAUGAUGAAAUAUCGUUUUCGCUUUCUCACCUCCCUUCGCCUUCUAUCCCUUCCUUCCUUUCUCCCCCACAUACGCAUGCAUUCACACACAUACGCGACCCCCUCCCCCCUUCCAUAAUUGUCUCAUCUCCCUUACCCACUCUCUUCUCUACAACAAACAUGGCCGCUAAAUCUGAUGGUGCACCCGUCUCGUUGCGAAAUGACAUCCUGCCCGAGUGCCUGCCCGGUUCAGAUCAACGUUCGCCUCAGGGCCACCCUGCUAGGAAGCGCUACUCGCUCCACGACUGCAGUUGGACGCUAUGUGCCCUUUUGGUGUUCUUUUCGGACGGGGCCUCAGACCUGUGGCUGGCAGCGGACUACUACCUCAGGCGGAACUACUGGUGGUUUGCAUUGACACUGGUCUUCGUGAUCGUUCCAUCUGUGGUGGUUCAGGUGCUGAGUUUUAGGUGGUUCGCCUAUGAUUAUUCGGAUACCAACGACAGUAGCACAGCCGCUGCAGCAGUGGUCGCAGCAUCGGGCGCGGAGAGCCAUUUCACCACCAAGGACAGCGAUCAACGGGGCGCUGGCCGCGAUGCUGAGGUCGGGACAUUGCCUACGACGGGCACUAUGGGAAGAGCCCGGGGCUGCUGCAGAGCCUUUAUGUGGCUCUUUCAAUGCUUCAUCCAUAUAUUUCAGCUAGCACAGGUCUGGAGGUAUGUCCAUGCCCUGUACUUGGGGGUGCAGAGUCGCUGGCGUGGGGACCAUGAGCGUCGUCACUUCUACUGGCGCAUGAUGUUUGAGAGCGCUGACAUCAGCAUGCUGCGUCUGCUGGAGUCCUUCCUGAAGAGCGCCCCCCAGCUGGUCCUGCAGCUAAGCAUCAUGGUCCAGGCCAGCCAGGUCCUCCCGCUGCAGGGCCUCUCAGCAUCUGCCUCUCUGGUGUCCCUAUCCUGGAUAAUUGCCUCCUACCAGAAGGUUCUGAGGGACUCCCGGGACGAUAAGCAGCCUAUGUCCUACAAGGCCGUCAGUGUGCAAAUCCUGUGGCACCUGUUUACUAUCGGAGCCCGUACGAUGGCCUUCGCCCUGUUCGCCUCCAUGUUCCAGCUCUACUUCGGUAUCUUCAUCGUGGCCCAUUGGUGCAUCAUGACAUUCUGGAUCAUUCAAGGCGAAACAGACUUCUGCAUGUCCAAAUGGGAGGAGGUCAUCUAUAACAUGAUGGUCGGCAUAGUGUAUGUUUUCUGUUGGUUCAGCGUGAGGGAAGGGCGCACGCGCUGCCGUAUGCUCAUCUACAGUGUGGUUGUAUUCAUUGAGAAUGUGGCACUCACCACAUUCUGGUAUGUGUACCGUGGCCCACAUACCUCUGACUUCAAUGCCCUGAUCAUGGUGUGCAUGGUGGCCAGUAGCUACGCUCUGGGCACCUUCUUUAUGUUUGUCUACUACUGCUUGCUCCACCCUGACGGUCCUAUCUCAGGGUGGGGAUGGGGGGUACCAGAGGAGGUAACAGUGGAGUCCUGCCUUUCCCCAGCUUCCUCUCUCCCUCCAGAUGUAGUGGCCAGCCCCCCCAGGACCCUGCAGAGGACUAAAGGGGGAGACCGUGAGCAGAUGGGAGGGGCUAAUGCAGACGUGUUUCUGGUACGAACACUUAAAAGAGGAGCCAAGCCAACUCUCCCACCCCUCGCCCCUAGGACAGAGGGGCCAGUCAUCCGUAUAGACUUGCCCAGGAAGAAGUACCCUGCCUGGGAUGCCCACUUCAUCGACCGUCGGCUGCGCAAAACCAUCCUGGUGCUCGAGGGUGCUGCUCCGGUCACACCAAGGAUCCAGUACCGCUGUCUGGGCUCACCCACAGAGGUGAUGGAGUAUGAGACCACGGUGUGAACUGCAGAGAGUGCUGUUACUCAACUGGCUGUCAGCCAGCCGGCAAAGCCCCACAGUGGCACACAGCUGACUAACUCUCUCUGAGGGUCAGUUCUGCUCUAGUCCCGCUCUGUCACCCCUCUGUGCUGUAAAGCAUCAAGAAUACACUGGCAGGGAGAGGGGGAGUGUGUGCAAAGGUUUUCACAUCAAAUGUCUGGGAUAGAAAGACACAAUGUCUGAUGUGGCCUAAGUAGGUGACUAGGUGAGGUUUGUAUUUUGGUGUCGUGUCAGUAUCAUUUCUCCGGUUAGGGGGAUGGUACAGGGAGGGUUAUGGGCCAGGGGUCAGAGAUCAGAGGUUAGGGAUCAGUGAGAGUGCAGAGGGACACAGAAAGAGGUGCUGGAUAGUAGUCAAUCAGAGGGAAACCAUCCUCAAUGGUGCUCCAAAAUAAUGUCCUCUCAAGCAAAGGCAAAUACCAUCAGAGACAAUACCUAAACAUUUAUGAAUACCUAUGACAAUAUUUCUGUUAAUUUAUUAUGAUAAUACACCAUAACAAUAGAUAAGUCACGUGGUUAAUACAUACCCAUCUAAUGGAGCUACUGGAACAGGACAUUUUGACCUGAAGAUGACAAUGGAAGAUCUUACUGCUGUGUGUCAUUUGUCAUAGCUAUUUAUGCAUGUUUAAGUAAUCACAAAGCCUUAAUAAGUGGUCUAAAAUCCAUAGGACAAUUUCUAAAGAGAGAGAAAUUGAAAAAAUGUAUUGAGAUGAAUGUUCAAUACACUAUGACAAUAAACAUAAGGCUGGAUACAGAAUGUGCAGGAUUGCAGUACCAUGGAUUGCUGUACUAUGUCUAACUUGUCUGGACUCUGGAUGCCCUGUAGAAAAUAGUUUAGAUAUCUUUCAAUCUUCAUGAUAAUGAUACAGUAUGUGCUUCGUGUGUAACUAGGUGGUCAUUGCUCCAUAAAGAAAUGUUCUAUCUGUCUAACACUAAAAAUUGAGUGUAUCAACUUGAAAUCCAGAAGAACAAGACAGAAACAUUAUGUGGCUGAGAAGUGGAAACAAGGUUGAAACUGGGAGCAUUUGUAUAGGAGGUGUGUGCGUGCGCGUGUUCGUGCACAUUUGUAUGUGUAUGUUGUACAUUGAGGUUCAUAUGAUAUUGUGUUGUAGAAAGAUGAUGAAGCUUUAGUUCUUAAAUGCUGUCUAGUUAACUCAAUUAUCCUGCUAGCACUGCGAUGAAUACAAUAUCUCCACACAGAACCAUCAACACAGCCACAGAACUAUGAAGCCACGGCUCCAUGUUGGUGCUAACUGUUGAGUCUGUGUAUAAUACCACAGCUUACCUUAUACAGUGUUCUGGUCUGGAUUCAUCCAUCAAACCAUACUGGUCUGGCUGGGCUGUACCUCAAAUACACAUACCAGAAUGAAAGCCUUAAACUGGUCAUGCCAGACUGUUGCUUGCAGAAAAAAAGAACAACGUUUUUCAUUAUGUUGUUAUUGGGAAAUAAAGAGCAA
Messenger RNA from Coregonus clupeaformis (lake whitefish), 3593 nucleotides. RefSeq names its product XK-related protein 7-like. Lineage: Eukaryota; Metazoa; Chordata; Actinopteri; Salmoniformes; Salmonidae. The transcript is spliced from 3 exons. Gene Ontology annotation, cellular component: plasma membrane. The record is from RefSeq and is a predicted model, not a curated record. Bases 412 to 2103 code for a protein of 563 amino acids. Gene Ontology annotation, biological process: phosphatidylserine exposure on apoptotic cell surface; engulfment of apoptotic cell; apoptotic process involved in development.